CUGCCAUUUGUGCUACUAGUUCACACGAGCUAGUGAUGCCCAAUGAAGAUAAUUUUGUUAGUGAUAGUCAAAUCGAUAAUCAAAUACAAGAUGUAUGGGAUACUUCCAAAAUUUGGCCUGCAUUAUGGACAAAAGAACAGGUAAUAGAGUUUCAAAAGAAAAACUCAUGGUUAAGUAGCAAAAAUGGGAAACUAGGAUGUAAUAAUUGCAUUCAAGCUAAAAAUAGUAUCAAUUUUCAAAAAUCUAACAUCGAUAGCGAAGUUCGAAUUUCUUCUGAGUGGGUAGGCUUUGAAAUCAUAGCUGCUGGGUGUAAUCGUACAAAUCAACUGGCUUCAUUAAGAAAUAAAAUUAAACAACAUUCAGAAAGCAAAGCUCAUGUGUUAGCUGAAAACAUAUUGAAAAAAAGCUCAGACAAAGUAUUAGAUAAAAUGUUCGAACGUAUAUCUGAAGUAGAGAUUGAUUCCAAUACGCGACUUUUUAGAACUGUAUAUUGCUUGGCAAAAAAUCACCGUCCCUUUAAACAGUUUGAAGAACUUGUUCAAUUACAACAAAUCAAUGGAUUGGACAUGGGAUCUUCCUUACAUAGCAGAAUAACUGCCACUCGAAUGGUAAACGUCAUUGCAAAGGAGAUGCGCAAACGACUUAUUUUACGCCUUAUACAGUCGAAUUCGAAAUUUACCAUAAUGAUUGACGAAUCAACAACGCUGAGUACCAAAUGUACACUAAUUUUGUAUAUUUCAUCAUAUUUUGACGUAGAAUCGCCGGUUGUAGCAUUCUUAGACCUGAUUGACUUAGAUAGACAAGAUGCUGAAACUAUCGAAAAAUCUAUUUGGUUAAGUUUAGAAUGUAAUGGGAUAUCAACAUCGUUUGCAUUAAACAACUGGAUUGCUUUUGCCAGUGACGGAGCAAGUGUAAUGACGGGUAAGAAAGCUGGAGUUGCUACUAAACUACGCGAAAAAAUUCCGAAUCUAUUUACCUGGCAUUGUUUAUGUCAUCGCCUCGAACUCUCAGUACAUGACGUAAUAAAAGAUUGUACUGGAGUCUCUCGUUUCCAAAGUCUAAUGGACAAACUCUACGCUUACUAUCAUCAAAGUCCUAAAAAUUCAAUGGGUUUAGAUAAAUCUUGUGUUGAAGUAGGCAUUGAAAUGAAAAAAAUAGGUCGUGUUUUGAAUGUACGCUGGUCUGCAAGCAGUUUUCGAACUAUAAAAGCCAUAUGGAAUAAUUAUCCGGGAAUAUAUUUACAUGUUAGUAAAACACAUGAUGUGACAUCAAAUGGCAUAAAAAAAAAAUUAGAAUCCUCUUCUUUUUUGGAGGAACUUGGACUUUUUUACGAUGUUCUUUCUGAGCUUGCAAUGUUAUCUUGUAUAUUACAGUCCAGAAAAACAACUCUAAUGCGUGCCCAGUCGGAGAUAAAUAGAACGAUUAGAAUUUUAGAAAGUCUGAAAGCUGAACCUGGGGAAAAAGAAAAGGAAAUUAUAGAAGCUAUUCAGAAAGGAAUUAACAAAGGUGUCAAUAUUACAAUGACAAAAUCAGGAGGGAUUAACAGGUUACAAUUUUUGCAAAAUUUAGUAGACAGAAUGCGUCAACGCUUAUUUGAUGACUCAAAAAAUAAAACAAUGCUAGAAGACAUUCAGGUAAUUGAUGAAGUGUUCAAAGUAGCAAUUAAUGAUGCAAAGGGAGAAGAUGAAGUUAAAAGAGUAUCACGGACAUUAGGUUUUUCUGAAUUUGAAAGUGUAGUUGACUUCCGUUCAAGAAAUGUUUUUUCUAGUUUCAUGAAAGCAUUAAAUAUACUCCCAACUUCAACAGCUGAUUGUGAACGAGGGUUUUCCGAUAUGAAUUUGACAAUAACUGAUUUAAGGACUAGCUUAAACAUUGAAAAUGUGUCAGAUUUGAUGUUCAUCUCUAUCAAUGGCCCUUCAAUUGCAGAUUUUAAUCCUAGACCUUAUAUUAAAAUUUGGUUAAGAGAUCACCGUUCUGCCGUUUCCACUCCUAGAGGUAAAGAAAGAAAAGAAAUAGACGACGAAAAUAAGAUGCAGAAAUUAUUUUUUAACAAUUUAUUUAAUUAAAUUUUUUAGUAUUUGUAUAUUUUCAUAUUUUAUUGACUUAUAAAGGUAAUUUCAAGCUUUUUUUAAAAGUUUGAUUUUUUUUUUCAUAUUUU
This is a messenger RNA of Rhopalosiphum maidis (corn leaf aphid), 2158 nucleotides long. RefSeq names its product E3 SUMO-protein ligase KIAA1586-like. Bases 36 to 2066 code for a protein of 676 amino acids. NCBI's taxonomy places the organism in Eukaryota, Metazoa, Arthropoda, Insecta, Hemiptera, Aphididae. The transcript is spliced from 2 exons. The record is from RefSeq and is a predicted model, not a curated record.